Prunus armeniaca (apricot) is the source of this 1968-nucleotide messenger RNA. The record is from the annotation of a GenBank genome assembly. NCBI's taxonomy places the organism in Eukaryota, Viridiplantae, Streptophyta, Magnoliopsida, Rosales, Rosaceae.
AUGGCUCCUUCAGUAUGUCUUUGUGGCCCACCGGAGCUCCAACUUUACUUCCCCACGACCACCAUCAAAAUCUGUCAAGGCCAGUCUUCUUCUUCAAACCCCUGCCUUGAAUUCUUCAAGGCCACUACAUACUCUGAUAAACCCCAACAAAACCCUCCCGUGUAUCAGCAGCGGAAGGAUCUGACAGAAUAUGAAGCAGAGGCAUGGAAGCAUGACCCUCUCACAGCUCUCAAGCUCAUAUUUUGCCUGAGAAUGGUGGGGAGGCCCAACAAAGAAGCCUUUUACAAAUCCCUCUUGUGGAUCCACAAAAACCACCCUCUAACCUUGGCUUUGAAUCUCAAGGUUUUUGCGCAAUUGGGUUGGUUCAAAGAUCUAUUGGAAAUUCUCUAUAGGGUUUUGCAGAAAUCCAUAGAUGAAGCCAAGGAAAAGGAGGAGGAAGAGAGCCAAGAAGAGUAUUGGAAGAAACGUACGAAUUAUUGUCAGAAACCUAGAAAAAGGAAUUAUUGGUCUGACUCCGAGGAAGGCGAAAGCAAUGAGGAGGAGGACAGCGAUGAGGAAGAAGACGAUGAAAGCAUUGAGGAGGAAGAGGAAGGAGAGAAGGAAGAGAGCAAAACAGUCACAGAUGUCACAGAUGUUCACAUUGCCAGGGCUAAAAGUGCGGUUGAUAGGUAUCAAAACGAUUUAGAAUAUCGAUACUUGCACGAUCGUGUAUCCGAGGUGUUUGUGGAAAUGCUGACAUCGGAUUUAUUGUCUUUGAAGUGCUGUGAGAUUGAAAAGAUCAGCUCUAUUUCCAAAUUCUGUCCUUCUAUUGAUUCGUCUUACGACAGAGAAACUUUGAUAUGUGAAAACAUAGCAAGGAGAAUGUUUCCACGCCAUAAUUUUGGAGAGUACAAAGAUGUUGAAGAAGCUCAUUAUGCUUGUAGGGUUCGUGAUCGAUUGAGGAAACAAGUGCUUAGCCCCUUGCGCAAGGCGUUGGAGUGCUUACCGGUUGUGAAACAGAACAACCAGUCAUCAUCAUUGUUCAAGAAAUGCAAGGCGCUGAUUGCUUUGGAAAUCUACAGCAAGAUCAUUGGUUGUGGUGAUGGUGGAGGCCGCGAUGAAAGCAAAUUGAAAUUCAAGUGUUACAUGAAGCUCGUGAACAUGCUAUUACCAAAGAAAUGUAUUUUCAACAUGUGCUUUGGUGAUGGGCUAAAGCUUCCUCACCAUGUGGUGGCCUCAUUGGAGAAGGAUCAGUGCGGUGCUGAUGAGAUUGCCGAGGAGAGGGUCAUUGAAGGAGAUGGCUUGCAUUUCAAUGGGGUUGUGGUGAUGGUUUGUAUUACAGCAAGAUCAUUGGUUGUGGUGAUGGUGUUGGCUUCGGACCUCAGUGAAAAACCAUGGCAAGGUUCUGUUUUCCCAUUUAGCGAUUUCCCAAGGCUGCACAAAAUCAAAGGAGACAAUCUCAAGUCCAGAUGUGAGUUCAUGAGGAACAUAGUGUGUGCUGAGAAGGUGGAUUUUUCAAAGAUUUACAAUGGAGUUCUGCAUAUCGCCACGACGGAGAAGCUGAGCAAUGCCGAGAUGCCUAAAAUUAUUUUUGUGUUCACAUACAGGGAAUUUGACAAGGCCUCUAAGAAUGAUUGGGUCCUGGAUUAUAGGGAGGCUGUGAAGAAUUACAGUAAGAGAGGGUAUGCAUAUGUGCCACGGUUGGUGUUUUGGAAUUUGAAGGGCUCAAUUGCUGAGCUUGAGGUCAUUGGUAGCCAUGUUGUAAAGAAUCACAAUGCAGGGAUGAUCAUCACUGGGUUUUCCAACACUCUGCUCAGUCUUUUCUGCAACGGAGAAUCGAAUCCGGGAACAUAUGCAGCUAGGGUUGCUCAAGGACAUGUUGAUGGGAUUGAUCUUGUGUCACUCCAGAGGUUUGCUCCAAAGGUUGAGGAUGUAAUGGAAUGGGCACUUUCAAAUGAAGAGUUGACGAGCCUCUUUAUAUUUGACUGA